Messenger RNA from Conger conger (European conger), 7965 nucleotides. RefSeq names its product muskelin 1, intracellular mediator containing kelch motifs (gene mkln1). Gene Ontology annotation, molecular function: protein binding. The record is from RefSeq and is a predicted model, not a curated record. Bases 10 to 2199 code for a protein of 729 amino acids. Lineage: Eukaryota; Metazoa; Chordata; Actinopteri; Anguilliformes; Congridae. The transcript is spliced from 18 exons. Gene Ontology annotation, cellular component: cytoplasm.
UCCAACAAGAUGGCGGCCGUUCCAGAGAACAGAGUGCUUUCGUACAGUGUUUUUAAAUGGAGUUCUUACUCCUCCACAUACCUACCAGAGAAUAUUUUGGUGGACAAACCAAAUGACCAGUCUUCAAGGUGGUCAUCUGAGAGCAACUACCCACCACAGUACUUAAUUUUAAAAAUGGAAAGGCCGGCGAUUGUGCAGAGCAUCACAUUUGGGAAGUAUGAAAAAACUCACGUGUGCAACCUCAAAAAAUUCAAGGUUUUCGGCGGAAUGAGUGAAGAAAACAUGACAGAACUGUUGUCCAGCGGCCUUAAGAAUGAUUACAACAAGGAGACCUUCACGCUGAAACACAAGAUCGAUGAGCAGAUGUUCCCCUGCAGAUUUGUCAAGAUAGUGCCUCUGAUGUCAUGGGGCCCCAGCUUCAACUUCAGCAUCUGGUACAUGGAGCUGCACGGCAUCGACGAGCCAGAUGUGGUGCAGCCCUGCCUUAACUGGUACAGCAAGUACCGCGAACAGGAAGCCAUCCGUCUGUGCCUGAAGCACUUCCGGCAACACAACUACACGGAGGCCUUCGAGUCCCUGCAGAAGAAGACGCGCAUAGCGCUGGAGCACCCCAUGCUCACUGACCUGCACGACAAGCUGGUGCUGAAGGGCGACUUCGACGCCUGCGAGGAGCUCAUCGACAAGGCUGUGAGAGAUGGUUUGUUUAACCACUAUAUCAGCCAGCAGGAAUACAAGCCAAGAUGGAGUCAGAUUAUUCCCAAAAGCAGCAAAGGCGACGGGGACGACAGCAGGCCUGGAAUGAGAGGAGGCCAUCAGAUGGUGAUAGAUGUGCAGACAGAAACGGUGUACUUGUUUGGCGGCUGGGAUGGCACUCAAGACCUGGCAGAUUUCUGGGCCUACAGCGUGCAGGAGAACCAGUGGGUCUGCAUCUCCAGAGACACAGAGAAGGAGAGCGGCCCCAGCGCGCGCUCCUGCCACAAGAUGUGCAUCGACUCCCAGAGGAGGCAGAUCUACACGCUGGGACGCUACCUGGACUCGUCCGUUCGCAACAGCAAGUCCCUGAAGAGCGACUUCUACCGCUACGACAUCGACGCCAACACCUGGACCCUGCUGAGCGAGGACACGUCUGCCGACGGGGGCCCCAAGCUGGUGUUCGACCACCAGAUGUGCAUGGACUCGGAGAAGCACAUGAUCUACACGUUCGGCGGGCGGAUCCUCACCUGUAACGGGAGCGUGGAGGACAGCCGCACCUCAGACCCGCAGUUCAGCGGCCUGUACGCCUACCACUGCCAGGCCGCUGCCUGGAGGCUGCUGCGGGAGGACUCCUGCAACGCUGGGCCAGAGGACGUGCAGUCCCGCAUCGGACACUGCAUGCUGUUCCACACGAGGAACCGAUGCCUGUACGUGUUUGGCGGUCAGCGGUCCAAGACCUAUCUGAACGAUUUCUUCAGCUAUGACGUGGACGGCGACCACGUGGAGAUAAUUUCGGACGGAACCAAGAAGGACUCCGGCAUGGUGCCCAUGACGGGCUUCACGCAGCGAGCCACCAUCGACCCCGAGCUGAACGAGAUCCACGUCCUCUCCGGCCUCAGCAAAGACAAGGACAAGAGGGAGGAGAACGUGCGCAACUCCUUCUGGAUCUACGACAUUGCCCGCAACAGCUGGUCGUGUGUGUAUAAGAACGACCAGGCCGUGAAGGAGAACCCCUCUAAGGCAGUUCAGGAGGAGGAGCCCUGUCCCCGGUUCGCCCACCAGCUGGUGUAUGAUGAGAUGCACAAGGUGCAUUACCUGUUUGGGGGAAACCCAGGGAAAUCCUGCUCUCCAAAGAUGCGCCUGGAUGACUUCUGGUCCCUGAAGCUGUGUCGGCCCUCCAAGGAGUACUUGCUCCGCCACUGCAGAUACCUCAUCCGGAAGUACAGGUUUGAAGAGAAAGCCCUGACAGAACCUCUCAGUGCUCUACGAUACCUGCAGAACGACCUUUCUCUCACAGUGGACCACUCCGACCCCGACGAGACUAAAGAGUUCCAGCUCCUGCCCUCGGCGCUGUUUAAGUCAUCCUCUGACUUCAUCCCUCUGGGGUUUUCCGACGUGGAUCAGACGUACGCCCAGCGGACGCAACUCUUCGACACGCUGGUCAACUUCUUCCCCGACAGUAUGACCCCACCGAAGGGUAACCUGGUAGAUCUCAUCACCCUGUAGCUACAGCGCCCCCCUCACCUCCCCCACCCCCCCCACCGGGAUCACACCUCACCCCCCUCCACCUACAGGGACAGACGGCACCUUUUAAGACUCAUUUCAGAGGAACUACAACUAUUUUUCUAAGCGCUAGUUCGGGAGUGCUGGCUUACUGUGUGUCCAUUCUACCCUCAGUAGGUCGAUCAGAACGUCAAAGUAAGGCCUUGACUGGGGAGCUUCAUUGUUGGGGUGUAAAAAAAAACAACAACAAAAAAGACAAAAAAACAAAAGCAUAUUAGCGAGUGUACUUUUCUGAGUAGAAAUAUGCUUGGGUUGUGUACAUUUGUUCAUUUGUUUUAUAGGUGCAUUUUUUCUAUGGUUGAUGAGGAAUAAAUUGAUACAUCAGUGCAAACGAACGCCAAACUAUUUUUUAUGUUUUGUUGGUGAGUUUAAAGACGGUCGUGAUGACGCCCUGUUCGCCGCGUUGCGUUCCCUCAGUAUCUGGGGCUACGCACUGGAGUUUGACGAUCUUUCAGUUUCGAUUUUUCCACUGGCGCACAAUCGCACAUGCACUCGCAUACAAUCUGGUGUGUGUACAUUUUGUGUGACGUUAUGAUUUCUAUUUAUUUUUUUGCCAGCAUCCUUAAUAUUAUGUGAUUUAAAAAUCCCAACACUUGCUUCAGUGUUUCUUGAAAAUCAAGAAUUAUGUAAAUUUGUUAUUUUUUUGCUUGCAAAUGUCAGCCCUGAAUAUACAUUAUAAUAGGCCUUGAUUUCCGAGUCAUUUUUGCUGUCCUGUUUCGCAGUCCAUUCUAAAGUAGUCUUGAGAGGACAUUAGUGGCCAACUCAUUGUCUCUGUGGUAUACGUAAUGAAAUGAAUGCUCGUAUUUCAUCAACCUGCCUUUUAGCUGUGAGGAGCCGCUCCCAGCCUGGCCAACUGGAGAAAGGGUGGGGUGCGGCACAUAUCUUGAUGCAGAAGAACACUACCUUCGCUUUUCCGGAAGAUUCUGCUUGACCACAUCGGAAUGAAAGAAAAUCACGAUACCACGUACCCCCCCCACCCCCACCCCCCUUCCUCAGGGGGCUCUGAAGGGAAGCGAUAAGGUUGCUAUAGCUACCUGUCAGGCCCACGAACGUUUCCGGAGCGCGGCUAGCGUUGUCCCGCGGGAAUUAGCCGAGAUCGGCGGCGUGCGUUUACAGCUGGUGAAUCUACGGGCAAAAUCUCGGAGGCGGUCCGAAGCCUUCGGCUCUUUGCACGCGUGUGCUGCUGUUCAUGAUGAGGUAGCGAUGAUGUCAACCCGGUUCUGUUGAGUAUAAUGACUGCUCGUGUUUAGAGAGAGAGAGCGAGAAAGAUAGAGGAGCUCCCUUCAGAGACCGUGUGGGAGUUGGCUGCCUCCUUUACGUACAGCGUUCUCUGAUCUUGUGUUUCUGUGCAUUUGACUAUUUCUCGCCCUGUAGUGGAGGACGGAAUGGGUGUAUAAGCUCCAUUCUCGCAGUUCUGCUUUUUACUCUGCCACAAAAUGGUGUCCUCUCAUAGGGUGUGAUUCACCAGAGGCGAUUCUGAUAAUAAGCCCAUCUCAGUUAAUGUAACUUAAAUAAUUCAGUCUGCGAACUGCUGUGUGUCCAUGGCAACGGUGAUUUGGCUCCUGUGUUUGCUGUAGUGGGAAGGUGUCGGUAAUGAUGAUGGCCUCAUAGUGACCGAUUAUGUCAUUCGUAAUGGGACCCCAGGACUAGACCCGAGGAAUGAUGGGAAAUGUGGUUCAUUUGUUCUGUGGAUUCAUCAGAGGUUUUCCUCAGACUCGCUCAUAGGUGCAUACCAAAACCUAGGUUAAAUGCCUAGUGCUGAAUUUAGAUUAGACUGACUGGUGGGACUUGUAGUGUGUUGAUGAAUUAGUGAACAGCUUGAAUAGAGUUGCUUUCAAAGUUAAAUUAAGGUGAAUUAAGUGGUUUUGUUCUGGGUGCUGCAUAUAUUUGUGAGUUAACUUUCCAUUUAUAAAUUACCUAAAGAUUAUAAAACAUUCUACACUCAUUCUUAAGCUUAAUAAAUUAUAGUAAUAUUAGACUUGGAACCAUAAUUGUAUUGUUGUAACUGCAGUGCAUUUCUGGCACGGUGAAAAAAAAGAAUAAGCUCAGUAGCUCAUAUCGCAUUAUAAUGAUAUGUGGCUCUCGUUAUGACCAGAAACUUUAUCUCAAUACAGCCACAAAACAUAGCAUUUUGAAAAUUAUAUCCAGAAUGAAUUCACUGAAGGCCAACAACUCUGAGAAUGUCUUGUGUGCAUGACUUAAUAAGGUUUUACUUUUGCCUCCCUAGAGACAUGUAGAGAGUCUACUGUCCUUGGGCACUUUAGAUUGUAUUGUGAUUAGCAUGUAUGCACUAAGAAGUAUUCUGAAAUGUUUGUGGCUGCACAGAAGGUUCAGUCUGACACUCUGCGUUAAUGGCCUUCACUAAACAAAUCCUGCAUAGCAUUUUCAAUAGGCUCUGUGUAUUGAUAGCAGUAGCUAUCAUAAUUAAUAUUGAAAUGUGGAGAAUAGUUCCAGUAAUUCCAGGAGCUGUAAGCUCAUGAUGUCAAUACAUUUUCUUUUGAUGGGUAAUGAACUUAUCGCCCUCUCUUCAAAACACCAUUUUCUCACUAUAACAAGUGAAAUAUUUUUUUCAAUGCAGUAGCAAGGCUCUGCUGUGUGACACAUUAUGUAUAGGUGUGUGUGUGUGUGUGUGUGUGUGUGUGUGUGUGUGUGUGUGUGUGUGUGUGUGUGCCCUCUUUCCGAUGUCAUGCAAUCCAACACACAGGUUUGGUACUGGUGAUCCCCUAAUUAGGUUAACCUUGGAUUGGUUUGUGAAUCUGUACAACAUUGUAGUGUUUUAUGAAAGAUGAAUGUGACCAUACACUUGUUUCUAAUUGAGCAGGAAUGUUAUGUGCGUAUUCAAUGCAAAUUACCACUUAUAGAAAAUGGUACCCUGACAAGAAUAACUAUUUAUGCACCAGAAGAAACAACGAUAUGCAAAAUAUUUACUCACAAUCAGUCAGAUAAUUUGUAUAGGUAAACUUGGCAUCUCCCUGAUGUUCACUCUGAUGUUGAGCUUAAAGAAAGACUCAAACUAAAGAUGGCCACUGAUCUGGGCUGAAAACAGCUACCUCUCACUCAUUGCUUUGUUCCGUACAUAAUAACAUAAUUCAGGACUUUGUUCAUCUUAUGCAAAAGCAAAUGGCAGAGAAGUGCCGCCUGUCCGUUCAUAAAGCAGAUCCAUAUUCGCAUACUUCACAAAAAAAUCUGUCUUAACAGACACAAGCACUGCAUGGGCAGUUCAUUUCUGAAAGAUAUUUCUUAUUUAUUUAUGAAAUGUUUUAUCGCAAAGCCAGCCACCAACUGGUGCGAUAAGCUAUUCUGAUCUUCGACAGGAAGUGUGCAUCCUGAGAGUUGGAACAGAGCUUUUGAAUGUAGACCGGCUUCAGUUUGGGAUUCGUCAUUCAAAAAUCAUGUGAAAUUCUAUGUUAAACCGGCCAAAUGAAACCAUAUUCACCAUUCAUUCUGUGAAGACACAGCACAGGAAAGAGCCGUUCUCAUUAGCACCUGUUGUUAGGGGAAACAAAUGUAUGUUUGUUUAUGCUGAGCAGCAGAAUAUGCAGCCACGUAGAGUUAGCAACUGUGGAUAAUGUGCGUGUGUGCGUGCAUGCGGGCGUGUGUGUGUGUGUGCGCGCAGUGCAUCUGUACCCUUGUUCCUGUGUACUAUAUAUGGACAUGUGUUUUGCACUCAUAAGUCUAGGAGCAUCAGGGUAUUUUUGGUCCUUCUCUUUAAAAAUAUACUGCCUUUUAUUCAUCGAGUAUAGGUGACCACAAAUUGCCUGCAUUUUCUAUCCAGUUAACUAAAUGCUUAGUGGUAUUUAACAUAUGAUAUUGUAUCUUCCAUUUGAUUUAUUAGCUUGAAAAUUAGGGCCUGCCUUUGCAGUACACGCAGAAAGUGUCCAUUCCAGAUGUUAAUUCUUUAAGUGCCAUUUGUCACUGGCAACACUGAUAGAUUCAAUUAUCCAUAAUAAGACGAGGGGUCUUGUAAUGGCACAAUCUCGUUUUUCAGGUUGCCUUUCCAAUUUCUGUUCUUUUUUGCUUGUGGUUGGGAAUGAAGAGAACGUACAUUUAGUGACUAUGGAAUGUGGUCUUAGUUUUAAUUGGGAACUUGCAGGCUGGUACCAUCUGUAAUUGACUGCCACGUGACUAAGGAAUGAGCACAGUGUGUAGAAAUUAAGCGUACAGAGGACAAGGAUGCGGUUGUGUUUGGUCCCUGGUUGGAGACGUACCCCCCCUGGUCACACUGGACAUCUGGGGUGGGGGGGGUCAGUGGGUGGGGGGUUUUCAUUGGGCAGUAGGUACAGCUCACUAACAGUCACUGGGCAUCGCCAAGAUCAAAAUAUUUCAUCAUUUUUAACCUCUUAAAGUCCUUAGCGGGGUUAAGAUAGCCGGAGGAGUCUGCUUUGUGGAGCAGCCCUGUUCCCCUCCCAUCUUACAUCGUUUUAUUCUUUCUCUUUGCAUAUCGUCCUGGAUGUGUGUGGGUGUCUAAACUACCUUCUGAAGAGAUACACAGUGUGUGUGUGUGUGUGUGUGUGUGUAUGUGGCUAUGGUAAAGCUGUUGGUCUGUGUAUUGUGUAUUGAAGUUGGUGCCGGCUGUGGCCUGGCAUAAGGUUAAAAGGAACAUGCGUAUUGCUUCUUGUAGCCGACUUCUACCUAAACUUAAACCCACUGAAAACAGUCCAUUAGAAAUAGCGAAGAGACCAAAGCGGAGCAAAAACUAAAGCGAGAAGUUGGUAAAAAAUAAAAAAUAAUAAUAAAUAAAUAAACUUUGGCGGUCUCUUGGCCAAUUUGGAUUUUCCCCUGAGUGUUACAUGCCAUUUCUAAUCACUGGAUUUCAGCAGCUGUUCUACUGCAGUCUCGCCAGAAUUGUACUCUGUUGGUUUUGCACAUUAGUUGAGUUUGUCGUUAGAUGAGAUGAUCAGUGUGACUCAGGGUAAAACUAUUUAUCAUGCUGGAAACAAUAGCUGACAUGAAGGUUGGGGGAGAGAAAAAAUAAAAAUAAAUUAAAAAAAAUUCAUUUUGCGGUCAGUGCUUCAUGUGAAUCAUAAAUUGUAAAUUAGCAAUCGAUAAGCUCCUGUUUUCCCACAGCUAAUCUUGUAAUCUGUGUCCGUCUUUCGCUGAAAUGUACAGACGUCUUUGCCUAUUAAACAUACGUGUUCAUAUAUUUAAAGGACUUGAAAUGCAUUUCCUGUACUGACACAGGAAUAUUUUGACACUCUUAUUGAUUUCAUAACACAGUUGAACGAUCUGCGAGUAUUAGUCCUCUCGUUUUGUGCAUCUCCGUCUGCCUUGUUUGGCUAAGUUUCUUGGCCCCCUAGUGGCCUCAGGAAUACAUUACAUUGACCAUGAAAUAAGAUGGGCCUGUGUAAGUAAAGUGGCAUUGGUUUUCUUUUGGAGAGCCCCCUCUUAGGCCAGGAAAGGGGGGGGGGGGGGGGGGGGGGGUUCUGCCAGAAAGUUAAAUGAAGCAUCUUUUUGUAAUGCAAUGCCAAAUUCAUUCACUUUAGCAGUUUAUUUACUGUAGGAGAUAAAUUGAAUGCUGUUCUUUUUCUCUUUUUUUUUCUUUUUUUUUUUUUUUUUAAACCCUGCGAUAGCUGGUACUCUGGUUUGUAAGCACCACUCUGUGGAGGAGUGAAUGUGGAGAGAACUAUGGAACUGCAUUGUAUGUAAUGUACAUAGUGACUAAAGAUUGUAUUUUGUUCAGGUUUUCUUAAUAAAACAAUGCCAACUGUC